AGAGAUGAGAGGCGCAUGGGCGAGGAGGCAACAGAAGCUGUACCAGCAAGUGGGAGAAAAGAGAAAACUAGGAAAAGAAAUGGGAAUCGCUGACCUCAAUCGCCCCUUCGGCUCCCUAUAAAUCUCCUUCUCUCUCUCUCUCUCUCUCUGGGAUCAGUAGAUCGAUCUGUAUCGAUUUUCCGCCAUGGAAAACUUUCUCUGAUAGCAUCUCUCUCUCUCUCUCUCUCUCAUUUCCCUUGGACCGGCGAUUGGUGUUCUUCUGAAUUCUUCCGGGAGAAUCACAGCUACUCGUCGCGUUUGCUUGCGGGAGGUGAGGAUGUCGACCCCUGCUAGGAAGAGAUUGAUGAGGGAUUUCAAAAGGUUGCAGCAAGAUCCACCUGCUGGCAUCAGUGGCGCCCCUCAAGACAAUAAUAUCAUGCUUUGGAAUGCUGUUAUAUUUGGUCCUGAUGAUACCCCCUGGGAUGGAGGUACGUUUAAAUUGACUCUUCAGUUUACAGAGGAUUACCCAAAUAAGCCACCAACAGUGCGCUUUGUUUCACGAAUGUUCCAUCCUAAUAUUUAUGCGGAUGGAAGCAUUUGUUUGGACAUUCUACAAAACCAGUGGAGUCCAAUUUAUGAUGUGGCUGCUAUACUUACCUCUAUCCAGUCGUUGCUCUGCGACCCAAACCCUAAUUCUCCUGCAAAUUCCGAGGCUGCACGUAUGUUCAGCGAGAACAAGCGCGAGUACAACAGGAGAGUGAGGGAAAUUGUUGAGCAGAGUUGGACAGCUGACUAACUACCCCUGGUAGGGCACUGUGAAAAUAGUAUAAUGGCUUGUUUGAAUGACAUCAAGACUCAAUAAUGAAUUGUCUCAAGAACUAUUGAGUACCCCCACCCCCCACCCCCCCUACCUACAAAUGUUUGCUUGCCACCUUAGGUAGGACGGAUGUGAUAAUCCCCUGCGUCUGCGUUUGCUGUGUGCAAUCGUCUUUAAACUGAUGUAAAUGGAACAAAUUUCUUGUAUUGCUAGGGUUGGAGCUGAGGGCAAAAUCAAGUAUUAUUUAUUACUAAA
Malania oleifera is the source of this 1051-nucleotide messenger RNA. RefSeq names its product ubiquitin-conjugating enzyme E2 2. Bases 317 to 775 code for a protein of 152 amino acids. The transcript is spliced from 6 exons. Lineage: Eukaryota; Viridiplantae; Streptophyta; Magnoliopsida; Santalales; Ximeniaceae. The record is from RefSeq and is a predicted model, not a curated record.